AAUCAACCCAGGAGUAAACACUCCAGGCACGUGUUGCAGCCUUUCUCCGCCUACUUCACAUCUAACUUGUCCGGAGCCGAUGGUUUCUGGGAGGCGUAGUUCUGUCCUCGUUCUGCGCAAGCGCAGUCCCGGGAGUGCAGCCUUAGGGUUUCCGCAUUUCGAUAUUGCUGGGUCUCCAGCGGUCCAGGACUGUGGGAACCACAGCCAAGUGGGAUGUGGGAAAUUCCAUCCCAAUAGGUUUGGCUGCUACAAGGCAGAAUUCGUCUCCUUCCUGACUUCUUUCUUGUCCUUCAUUUCUCUUCCCUAAGAAAGGAGAAUCAAGGAGAAAGACGAAAUGACUUCUAGACCCUUAAGGAGCCAAUCCCAGGGUUAAUACAGCCAUGUAAGGACCAAGGUCUACGGAUCAUGUUAUGGGGAAGCAGGCCCGAAGCCAACUUUCCAGUGACUUGGUCAUUUGAAGGAGAGAGGGAGUGGUGAUUUCAGAUUCUUGGGAACUUGCCCUCUUCCUUGCUGCCCUCUGGUACAGAUGCAAGGGUCGGCCUCAAAGUCUUCCUGAAUUGUAAACUCCAAUUUCAUAGGAAGUGAUCAAUUCUCUUCAAUCAAGCAUGACAUAUUUCCUGUUUGUGGUGUCAUCUUGCUUUCAUCAAGUGAUUGAAAUACUUCAUUCUUCCCAAAUUAAGCACUUUAUCCUGUCUAAUUUAUACUUUUGAUUGAUUCAGUAGAGAAGUAUGUGAUUACUUUCUUUUAAUUAAUUUAACUAAUUAAUUAAAUAAAAGCAUUUCCUCUCCUGAUUACUCACUAUUUAUCCUUUAUAUAGAUCGGUUAUACAUAUUUGUUUGCUUGUUUGUCUCCUCCAUUAGACUGUGAGCUCCUUGAGGCAGAGACAGUCUUUUUUCUCUUUUUGUGUUUCCAGAAGUGCCUGGCACAGAAUAUUGACCUUCCAAGAUGUGACUGUGGACUUCACCUGGGAGGAAUGGAGGCUGUUGGACUCUUUUCAGAAGGACCUCUUCAGAGAUGUGAUGCUGGAGAACUAUGAAAACUUUGCCUUCCUGGCAGGACAUCCGGUUUUCAAACCCAAAGUCAUCUCCCAACUAGAAAGAAUAGAAACACCAUGGAAGCCAGAGGAAGAAGCCACUUUUUUCUUUGAAGAUUCCUUUAUUCAGAAGACAAGAUGUGAAACCAAAGAGUCAACUCCAAAGCAGGGUGUUUGUAUAGAAGAAUCUUCUAAAGAGAGACUUUCAAACGAUGGCCCCUGGGAUUCCAGGUUGGAAGAAGCAUGGCAUCAUGAUAACUGGUUAGAGAGGCAAAGGGGAAAGCAAGAGACACAAUAUAGGCAGGUAGCAACAACUAAUAAAUGGAAUAUAUUUGGGAGACAGCUUGUUUUGGGGGCAAACCAGAGAGUUUCUAUUGGAGAAAGUCUCCCUAAAUCGGAUACAGAUGGAAAGAGUUUCAAACAAUUUUCAGACCUAGUUAAAAAUAAUAGAACUGCCUUAGGGAAAAAAAGUUUUAAGUAUAGUAAUUACAGGAAGCCUUUCAGUUAUCAGUCAAACCUUAUUCAUUACCACAGAAAAAAUAUUCAUAAUAAUAAUAAGCAUAAUGAAUCUGGCAGAAUUUUCAGGAACAUUUCAUGCUUUACUGUACAUCGAAACAGUCAUACUAGAGAAAAACCAUAUAAAAGUAAUGACUAUAGAGAAAACUUCAGCCGGAAAGGAAAGCUUAAUGCUCAUAAAACAAUUCGUACUGGAGAGAAACAUUUUGAAUGUAAUGCGUGUGGAAGAGGGUUCAGAUACCAUUCAUAUCUUGUACAGCACCAGAUAAUUCAUACUGGAGAGAAGCCCUAUAUAUGUAAUCACUGUGGAAAAGCAUUCAACCGGAAAGGAAGCCUAUAUAGGCAUAAAAUGAUACAUACUGGAGAGAAACACUUUGAAUGUAAUGAAUGUGGAAAAGGCUUCAGGUAUAGAUCAUUACUUAUGCAACAUCAGAAAAUUCAUACUGGUGAGGCACCCUAUAAAUGCAAGGAAUGUGGGGAAAACUUCAGCCAGAAGCAAAGCCUUGAAACACAUCUAAUAAUUCUUCAUGAUGAGAAACCAUUUAGGUGCAGUGAAUGUAGAAAAGCCUUUAUCUUGAAGGGAGAUCUUAAUAAACAUAUGAGAAUUCAUACUGGAGAGAAACCUUAUAAAUGUAAUGAAUGUGAAAAAACCUUCAGCCUGACAGGGUGUCUUAGAGCACAUAAGAGAAUUCACACUGGAGAGAAACCUUAUAAAUGUAAUGAAUGUGGGAAAGCCUUCAGGCAGGGGGGAGGUCUUAGAGCACAUAAAAGAAUUCAUACUGGAGAGAAACCUUUUAAAUGCAACGAAUGUGGAAAAGCCUUCAGCCAGAAGGGAAACCUUAAAACACAUAAGAGACUUCAUAUGAGUGAAAUACCCUUUGAAAAGAAUGAAUGUGGAAAAAUCUUCAACGGGAAGGAAAACCUAAAUAGAAGUACAAUCACUCAUCCUGGAGAAAAACCCUUUACAUGUAAGGAAUGUGGCAAAAGUUUCAAAUAUAGCAUAUUCCUGGUAGAACAUCAGAAAAUUCACACUGAAGAGACACCCUAUAGAUGUAAUAAAUGUGGGAAAACAUUCAACCAGAAGAGACGCCUUAGGUCACAUCAAACAAUCCAUCAUGAUGAGAAACUCUUUAAAUGCAAUGAAUGUGGAAAAGCCUUCAGCAUGAAGGGAGAUCUUAAUAAACAUGUUAGAAUUCAUACCGGAGAGAAACCCUUUAAAUGUAAUGAGUGCGAAAAAGCCUUUAGUCAGAAAGGAGGACUUCAUACGCAUAUAAGAAUUCAUACUGGAGAGAAACCCUAUACAUGUAAUGAAUGUGGAAAAACUUUUAGGCAGAGGGGAGGCCUUAAUGCACAUAAGAGAAUUCAUACUGGAGAAAAACCCUAUACAUGUAAUGAAUGUGGAAAAGCCUUUAGCCAGAAGGGAAAUCUUAAAACACAUGAGAGAAUUCACAUCAGUGGUUUGCUCUUUGAAUUUAAUUAAACAUGAUGAAAACCUUGGGCAAUAAUCUAAGGCUAACUUGACAUCAAAUAAUUUGUGUUCAAGAGAAACACUUUCAGUAAUGCAAAUGAGAAAGCUUUAAGCCAGAGAAGAUUGCUUACUGAACAUAAGAUAAUUCCUACUGAAGAGAAACCUUUUCAGUAUAAUCAUUCCCCAUUUGAUAGAUGGUCUAAGGAUAUGGACAGGCAGUUCUCAAAGAAAAAACAUCUAAGCUGUCUCCACUUGGAAAAAAAAUUCUCCAAACCACUACUAAUUAGAGAAAUUAAAAUUAAAGCAAUUUUUAGAUUUUACCUUAUACUCUUCAGAGGGGCAAAGAUGACAAAAAAGGAAAAUGACAAAUGUUUAAGGGGCUCUGGGAAAACAAACACUGAUGCCAUGUUGCUUGACUUGUGAAUGGGUAUAAACAUUUGGAAAGUAUAUAUAUAUAUAUAUAUAUAUAUAUAUAUAUAUAUAUAUAUAUAUAUAUAUAUAUAUAUAUAUAUAUUUAAGCUAUUACUAAACAGUGUGUGCCUUUUGAUACAGGUAUACCAUUGUCAGGCAAGGUAAAGUUCAAAGAAAGAGGAAAAGCUUCUAUAUAUAAAAAAUAUUUAUAGCACCUCUUUUUAUGUGCCAGAAAACUGUAAACUAAAGGGAUGCCCAUCAAUUGAUGAAUGGCUGAAUAAGUUGUGAUAUAGGAAUGUGAUGGAAUACUGCUGUGCAAUAAGAAAUGAAAUCGAUGAUUUCAGAGACACAGAAAGGCUUACAUGAACUUAUGCAGAGUGAAGCCACUAGAACCAGAAUAAUUUAUACUUCUUGUCAGUAAUUUAAAGAUGAGCAAUUUUGAAGGUUUUUUUAAAAAUAAACUGAUGGAAAGUGAAAUGAAUAGAAUAUGCAAUUAUUAUAUAUAAAGAUAGUUUAAAAUGCUGUGAUAACUAUGAUCAAUAAACAACCAUUCAUCUGAUUCCAGAAGACAUGAUGAAAUAUGUUAUUAACUUUCAGACAGAGGUGGUAGAUUUUGGGUGCAGAAUGUGAUUUUUUUGGAAAGAUAAACAGUAAGGAAAUUUGUUAACUAUGAACGUUUGUUACAAGAUAUUUGUUUUUCUUUUGGAGUGGGUGAGAAGUAGGAGACAAAAUAAAACUUUUGUUAAUUUUAAGAAGCAAUUGGAAAAAAGAGAUUUGAGCAAUGUUACAGAUGUUGAAGAUUGUAUUCACUUUCAGAUGAGACCAUUCAGUUUUCUUAAAUUGUUUUAUUUUGUUAUAAGAGAACUUUCAUUGAAUGGGGAUCAUCUCUAAAGAUGUAAUAUGUAAAAACAAAGCACUAAUAACAGUUAAAAAACUAUAAACAAAACAUUAAAAAUUAUGAAUUGAUUCUUACUAGAGAGAUUCUUUAAAAUGAUAAAAUAUUGGAACUAUUUCAGUCUGCAAUAAAGCUUUGAUAUAUACUUAAAUGACAGUUGAGGUGACAAAUGUAAACAAGAAGGGAUUGUUUCAUUCUUUGUGGGUCUCCAGUGCCUACUGUGGUGCCAGAGAAAUGGUAGAUAUUUAAUAAAUACUUUGAUUGGUUGAUUCAUCAAUAUAAGAUUUAAUAUACUGCCUAAGUAUAAGAUUUUUUAAAGUGUAUUUAUUAAAACUACUAAUUUUUCCAGUAAAAGAUAGUGGAUAAAUGACCUAUGAUGGGUUUUUUCCCUUGUGGAAGAAUGAUAUUUAUUAUGGAAAGUAUCUAUGUGGCAUAAUUAUUAAUUA
Messenger RNA from Monodelphis domestica (gray short-tailed opossum), 4769 nucleotides. The record is from RefSeq and is a predicted model, not a curated record. NCBI's taxonomy places the organism in Eukaryota, Metazoa, Chordata, Mammalia, Didelphimorphia, Didelphidae.